AUGGCAUCUGCUGACUUGAAAGAGUAACUGAACUGCUCCAUCUGCCUGGACCUUUAUAUGGAGCCCAUAUCCCUGAAAUGUGGACAUAUCUUCUGCUGGAACUGUAUUGUGACUGUGCUGGAUACACAGGAGGUGCCUGGAGAUUAUUCCUGUCCUGAGUGCAGGGAGAUGUUUACCGAGCGCCCUUCCCUGGAGAAGAACAGGAAGCUGUGUAACAUCGUGGAGCACUUCAGAUCCGCUCACCAGGAGGAAGUAGAGGUCUUGUGUACGUACUGUGACUCUCCUGUCCCAGCUUCUAAAUCGUGUCUGCACUGCGAGGCCUCGUUCUGUGAGAAGCACCUGAGCAACCACAGCAAGUCAGCGCAUCAUAUUUUAAUUGAACCCACCACAUCUUUUGGAGAUAGAAAAUGCUUCACACAUCAAGAGAUGCUGAAAUAUUACUGCACAGAGGAUAGAGCCUGUAUCUGUAUGUCCUGCUGGGUGGCUGGAGACCACAGUGGACACCAGGUGGAGCUUCUGAAGGAGGCCUCUGAGAAGACGAAAGAGGAACUGAGAGAAUUUAUAAACGAAUUGGACUCUAAGAAACAGGAGAUUCAGAGGAGAAUCCAGAAUCUGGAAAACCACAGGGCACAAGAGGAUGGAAAAACAACUGCUGUUGUCAGGAGAGCCGUUGAGCUGUUUAGAGAAGUCAAGAAACAGUUGGAUGAUAUAGAGAAAAGGGUUCUGCUGGAGAUGUGCAGACAGAAGAAGCAGAUCUCACAGUCAGUCUCUGAUCUGAUCCAGCAGCUGGAGGAACAGAAGGACGAGUUGUCCAGGAAGAUUCAUCAGAUGGAAGAACUGGGUAACAUCCAGGAUCCAUUAACUUUCUUGAAUAAGGCACCUAAAAAGGAUGACAUGAGUCCUGAGACAGGUGACACCAUCAGCGAUGUAAGGAAUGUUGGCUGUCUGGUUGAGGGAAUCAUCUCACAGAUGCUACAGAGAGGACUUUGCAACUUUAAUUACAAUCUGAAGGAUCUGAUGACAAAGAGACAAUUUUCAAUGAUGGAGAAAUCUGACGUUUUGCUGGAUAUAAAUACUGCUCAUGACAACCUCAUAAUAGCAAAGAAACGCAAGAAAGCCACUCACAUUGACAACGGUGUGAACAGGACGGAUGGUCCAAAGCGGUUUAAAUGCUGCCAGGUAUUAAGUGUAGACAGCUUCACAUUCGGGACACAUUACUGGGAGGUUGAUGUAAGAGAAGCAGAGGAAUGGCUGAUCGGGGUGGCCACUCAAAGCAUGGAGAGGAAGAUAAAAGGAAAUGAAUCUUUUAUAGGCUAUAAUGACAAGUCAUGGAGUCUGGCCCAAAGAACUGGUCUUCAAGCCAGGCACAAGAACUUUGUUAAAAAUAUAGACUCCAACUCAUCUCUAAAGACUGUCGGGAUCUAUCUGGAUUAUGAGGCUGGGCGUCUGUCCUUCUACCAGCUGUGUGACCCCAUCAGACACCUCCACACUUUCUCCGCCACUUUCACUGAACCCCUCUAUCCCGCUUUCUACAUGUUUCCAAAAAGCUCCAUCAGAAUUAUAAAUUUCUUCUACGGAAUGGCAUCUGCUGACCUGAGAGAAGAGCUGAACUGCUCCAUCUGCCUGAGCCUUUAUAAGGAGCCCAUAUCGCUGAAAUGUGGACACAACUUCUGCCGGGACUGUAUCGUGACCGUGCUGGAUACACAAGAGAUAUGUGGAAAUUUUUUCUGUCCGGAAUGCAGAGACGAGUAUACAGAGCGCCCUUCACUGGAGAAGAACAGGAAGCUGUGUAACAUCGUGGAGCACUUCAGAUCCGCUCACCAGGAGGACACAGAGGUCUUGUGUACGUAUUGUGAUUUUCCUGUACCAGCUUCUAAAACUUGUCUGCACUGCGAGGCUUCAUUCUGUGAGAAGCACUUAAAAAACCACAGCAAGGCAGGACAUCACCUUUUAUUUCAACCCACCAAAUUAUUUGAAGACAGAAAAUGCUCCACUCAUCAAGAAAUCCUAAAAUAUUACUGCACAGAGGAUAGAGCCUGUAUCUGUACUUCCUGCUGGGUGGCCGGAGACCACAGGGGACACCAGGUGGAGCUUCUGAACGAGGCCGCUGAGAAGAAAUGUAAAGAUGCCACUGGGAAGUUGAGCGCUGAGAAACAGAAGACUGAGAACACAAUCCAAGAUAUAGGAGAUCUCGGGACAUGUGAGAAAGCAAAAGCAGCUGAGAUCACAGAGAACAUUGGUAAACUGUUUAAAUACAUCAAGGAAAUGCUGGAUGAUGUAGAGAAGCGAGUCCUGACCGAGAUCUCCAGACAGGAGGAGCAGAUCUCACAGUCAGUCUCCGAUCUGAUCCGGCAGCUGGAGAGACAGAAAGACGAUCUGUCCAGGAAGAUUAAUGAAAUCCAGGACUUGCAUAAGAUCACAGAUCCAUUAACUUUUCUCAAGAAAGAACUUAUCGGUGAUUACUUAUUUCCUAAGAAUGGUGACAACAUCAGUGAUCUAAGGAAAGCCGAACGUAUGGAUGGAGUAGUGAUCACAAAAAUACUGCACACAGGGCUCCUGGACUUUACUGAUCGUUUGAUGAACCUGAAAAUAGAGAGACACCUGUCGGACCAGACGAGAUCAAACAUCUUACUGGAUAUAAAAACAGCCAGUAAUUACAUUAGGCUCUCCAAAGAUCUCAAAUCAGCUUCUUGCAACAUUAAACCCGAGACCAGACCAGAUGAUCCGGAGAGGUUCAAAGCCCGGCAGGUAAUAAGCACAUGCAAUUUCUCAAUUGGGAAACACUACUGGGAGGUGGAUGUGAGCGCAGCCAAGGAAUGGCUCAUAGGGGUGGCUGAUCACAGCAUAGAGAGGAAGACAGAGGGAGCUGAAUCUUAUAUAGGUUAUAAUGACAAAUCAUGGGGUCUGGCCCAAAGAACUGGUCUUCAAGCCAGGCACAAGAACCUUGUUAAAAAUAUAGACUCCAACUCAUCUCUAAAGACUGUCGGGAUCUAUCUGGAUUAUGAGGCUGGGCGUCUGUCCUUCUACCAGCUGUGUGACCCCAUCAGACACCUCCACACCUUCAUCACCGACUUCAAGGAGCCCCUCCAUGCUGCUUUCUAUGUGUUCCCAAAGAGCUCCAUCAGGAUUAUCAAGUCCGCCACUGGCUGCUGGUGUUCUGAUCUCCAACGACGAUAUCCAAUUCCGUCACUUCCGGCCGGUACCCUGCAGCGCCGGUCCAGCGGCGGAGGAGGCCAGACCCCAGCAGCAGGUUGCCGGUCUGAUAUCUUCAGCAGAGGGUCUCAGGAAGGCUGUGCAGCGUCUCAAGAGAGCUGUGUGGGCUCUCAGGAGGGCUAUGUAGCAUCUCAGGAGGGCUAUGCGAGGGUGCCGGGAGGGCUGUGUGGGCUCUCAGGAGGACUAUCUCUGGGAGACGAGCUGACCUGUUCCAUUUGUCUGAACCUUUAUACGGAGCCGGUGUCACUGAGAUGUGGACACAGCUUCUGCCGAGACUGUAUUGUGGCUGCUCUGGAUACACGGGAAGGGUCUGGAGUUUACUUCUGUCCGGAGUGCAGAGAGGAGUAUGUAGAGCGUCCUGUGUUGGAGAAGAACAGGAAGUUGUGUAACAUCGUGGAAAGAUUUCAGUCUACCAGCCAGGAAAAGACUGAGGCCUUGUGUACGUAUUGUGACCUCCCUGAACGGGCUGUUAAAAUGUGUCUGCAGUGCGAAUCAUCUUUUUGUGAAAGGCAUUUGCUUAAACACAGUAAAUUGGUGGACCAUGUCUUGGUGGGACCUGCUGUUACCCUGGAGGACAGACAAUGCUCCACACACAAGGAGAUCCUGAAAUAUUACUGCUCAGAAGACAGGGUUAGCGUCUGUGUGUCCUGCUGCCUGGCGGGUCAGCAUAGAGGACACCAGGUGGAGCUUCUCAAUGAGGCCUCAGAGAAGAAGAAAGAGGAGCUGAGGAAACUCACAGAGAGACUUAACACUGAUGUACAGGAGACUGAUAAAAGCAUUCACAAUCUAAGCACCUACAGAAAAGAAGAGAAAGCCAAAGCAGCAGCUGUGGCUGAGAAAGUCUCUGAACUGUUUGGAGACAUCAGGAGGCAGCUGGAGGUUCUUGAGUGGAAAGUAUUGUGUGAGGUCUUCAGACAGGAGAAGCAGGUCUCACGGGCAGUCUCUAGGCUGAUCCAACAGAUGGAGACACAGAAGAGUGAGAUAUCCAGGAAGAUUGAUCAAGUCAAAGAUCUGUGCAAUAUCGCUGAUCCCUUUACCUUCUUGGACAAAGAGGUAGAUACCGAUGGACUGAGCCCCGGGAGAUGUGAGGUCAUCAGUGAUGUGAAGGACGCUGGUAGCUUUGAUGAGACACCAACCUUACAGAUGCUUUACAAGGGGCUUCUACUCUUUGCUGAUGGCCUCACUGACCUGAAAAGUAAGAGAGAGUUCUCAGUGAUGGAGAAAUCAGACAUCUUAUUGGAUAUAAACACUGCUCAUAAUAAGAUUAUUAUAUCGGAGGAUCUCAGGUCAGCUUCUUAUACUGACAAGAGUCAGAAGAGACCAGACUGCCCAGAAAGGUUUGCAUGUCGCCAAGUGAUGAGUACGAGCAGCUUCUCAUCAGGGAAACACUACUGGGAGGUGGAUGUAAGUCAAGCCAAGAAGUGGCUGAUAGGGGUGGCCACCCGCAGCAUGGAGAGGAAACAAAUUGGCAGAGAAACCUACAUAGGGUACAAUGAGAAAUCCUGGGGCCUCUAUGAAAAUCAUUUCUUUAAAGCGUGUCACAAUAAUAUUCAUAAAAGUAAAGAUAAGAAGUCUCCAGUGCAGGCCAUCGGGAUCUAUAUGGAUUAUGAGGCCGGGAUUUUGUCCUUCUACGAACUGUGUGACCCAAUCAGACACCUCCACACCUUCACCGCCACCUUCACUGAACCCCUCCAUGCUGCUUUUUAUAUCUUUCCAGGCUCUUGCGUAAAAAUCAUCAGUUAAAGCAAAAUGUAG
Molecule: messenger RNA, 4968 nt
Organism: Nanorana parkeri
Lineage: Eukaryota; Metazoa; Chordata; Amphibia; Anura; Dicroglossidae
Exons: 5
Molecular function (GO): protein binding; zinc ion binding
Source: RefSeq, a predicted model, not a curated record